Polyodon spathula (Mississippi paddlefish) is the source of this 1347-nucleotide messenger RNA. Its product is annotated as glyceraldehyde-3-phosphate dehydrogenase 2. NCBI's taxonomy places the organism in Eukaryota, Metazoa, Chordata, Actinopteri, Acipenseriformes, Polyodontidae. Gene Ontology annotation, biological process: glucose metabolic process. The coding region runs from base 65 to 1072 and encodes 335 amino acids. Gene Ontology annotation, molecular function: oxidoreductase activity, acting on the aldehyde or oxo group of donors, NAD or NADP as acceptor; NADP binding; NAD binding. The record is from RefSeq and is a predicted model, not a curated record. The transcript is spliced from 11 exons.
GCUGACAGAAGCACUGCAGCAUCCCGGACUGAAGCCGCGACUCUGAACCCUGCUUGCUGUCAACAUGUCGGAUUUAGCAGUUGGAAUUAACGGAUUUGGCCGUAUUGGUCGUCUGGUGCUGAGGGCCUGCCUCGAGAAGGGCAUCAAAGUGGCAGCGAUCAACGACCCCUUCAUUGACCUGCAGUACAUGGUGUACAUGUUCAAGUAUGACUCCACUCACGGCCGCUAUGCUGGAGAUGUGAGGGCUGAGGAUGGCAAGCUCCUUGUGGAUGAGCACUCCAUCUCUGUGUUCCAGUGUAUGAAGCCAGCUGAGAUUCCCUGGGGAGAUUCUGGCGCUCUGUACGUUGUGGAGUCUACUGGAGUCUUCCUCUCCAUCGAUAAAGCUUCUGCUCACCUGCAGGGCGGCGCUAAGAGGGUGGUGGUGUCGGCCCCCUCCCCCGACGCCCCCAUGUUCGUGAUGGGGGUGAACGAGGACAAGUACGACCCCUCCAGCAUGACCAUCGUCAGCAACGCCUCCUGCACCACCAACUGCCUGGCUCCCCUCGCCAAAGUCAUCCACGACAACUUCGGGAUCAGCGAGGCUCUCAUGACCACUGUCCAUGCCUACACUGCCACCCAGAAGACAGUGGACGGUCCCUCUGCCAAGGCCUGGCGUGACGGGAGAGGCGCCCACCAGAACAUCAUCCCGGCGUCCACUGGCGCCGCCAAGGCUGUGGGCAAAGUGAUCCCUGAGCUCAACGGGAAGCUGACCGGCAUGGCGUUCCGAGUGCCGGUGGCCGACGUCUCGGUGGUUGAUCUGACCUGCCGGCUGACCCGCCCCGCCAGCUACGAAGAGAUCAAGGAGGCAGUGAAGAAGGCGUCGGAAGGGCCGCUGAAGGGGAUCCUGGGAUACACCGAGGACGCGGUCGUCUCGACCGACUUCACAGGAGACACGCACUCCUCCAUCUUCGACGCUGGCGCUGGUAUCUCCCUCAAUGACAACUUUGUGAAACUCAUCUCCUGGUAUGAUAACGAGUACGGCUACAGCACCCGUGUGGCUGACCUGCUCAGCUACAUGCACUCUAAGGAGUAGCGUCCCUUUCCACAGGGGAGAGGACCGGAUCCACUCCGGACCAUCUCGCACUGCUCUGCUACUUUAGUUCUGCCGUGAGGCCAGUCACUUCCCAGCCUCGUCCACUCUCUCCCCCCAGGGGGCGCUAUUUCUGCGUAGUUUGUGUGUUGAGUGUUGGAGUCCCGUCAGCCCCCUGUACCUCACCCGGGAAAUCUAGUCACGCCUGCUUGGUGUAGUCCUUUCAUUGGGUGUAUCUUGUUGUCGUUGUUAAAACUAAUAAAGAGAUCUUAACAGAA